Molecule: messenger RNA, 1182 nt
Organism: Penicillium soppii
Lineage: Eukaryota; Fungi; Ascomycota; Eurotiomycetes; Eurotiales; Aspergillaceae
Product: RNA-DNA hybrid ribonuclease
Exons: 3
Coding region: 1-1182 (393 amino acids)
Biological process (GO): DNA replication, removal of RNA primer
Molecular function (GO): nucleic acid binding; RNA-DNA hybrid ribonuclease activity
Source: RefSeq, a predicted model, not a curated record
AUGAAUCACAAUACACCUUCACCGAGUCCCAUACCUAAAGCUUCCCCGGGCUCAAGACCCUCCCCCGCGCCGACCGCAGGCACAAAGCGCAAGAGAAACGCGACAAAAUAUUAUGCCGUAAAAAAAGGCCACAAACCAGGGAUCUACGCUGGAUGGAAUGAAUGCCUAAGUCAAAUAACGGGGUUCAAGGGAGCAAUCUUCCAAUCCUUCCCCUCACAAGAAGCCGCCGACGCAUUCCUUAAGGGCGUGAAGCUCCCCUCGACCGAUUCAGAAGGUUCCGAAAACACACGAUUUUACGGAAUCCAGCGAGGACGGGUUACAGGAGUAUACACAGACUGGGAAAAAGCACAAGAGCAGAUUCGCGGAUUUCCACGACCCCGCUACCGCAAAUUCUCGACACGCGCAGAAGCAGAGGAAUUCGUCCGCGAAGGACGCACAGAGCCAGUGGGAUUCGGCACCGAGCCAUCUGGGAUAACGACCGAAAGGCCGAAAAACGCAGACGGCGUUGAGAUCGCAGCGGGCGACGGACCCUUGCCCCAAGGAGCAGAGGAUGGAUUCGACCCCAAUAUCCUGUUGGACCCGGCUACAGGUAAGGUAGUCUACAAGACGACGCAGCAGAAGGAAGCGACCAAGCCACAAACAACGGGCAUCCCAGGGAUGCUGCGCAUAUACACGGAUGGAAGCUCAUUACGCAAUGGCACACCGUUAGCAUCGGCCGGCGUGGGGGUAUACUUUGGACCCGGGGAUUCAAGCAGAAAUGUCUCGGAGCCACUUAAAGGUAGUCGGCAGACGAACCAGCGGGCUGAAUUGACGGCUAUUCUGCGGGCGAUUGAUAUUGCACCUCGGCAUAGAGAUGUGACUAUCAUUACAGAUAGUAGAUAUGCGAUUGACUGUGUGACGGUUUGGUUUGUUAAUUGGCGGCGCAACAAUUGGAUGACUCGUGAUAAGAAACCCGUUGAGAACAAGGAUCUGGUGGAGUCAAUUUUGGUGAAAAUCGAGGAGCGCAAUGAUCUUCGAGUGAAGACUGUUUUUGAAUGGGUCAAGGGUCAUAAUAAGGAUCAUGGGAAUGAAGAGGCUGAUAAAUUGGCCGUCAAUGGUGCCCAACGGGGGGUUUCUGCUAAAGCCGAGGCUUUGGAGGUUACCCAAGAGGUGCCUGAUGAGUUUUUUGAGGAGGACUUUUAA